Messenger RNA from Phymastichus coffea, 1395 nucleotides. RefSeq lists its product as uncharacterized. The record is from RefSeq and is a predicted model, not a curated record. NCBI's taxonomy places the organism in Eukaryota, Metazoa, Arthropoda, Insecta, Hymenoptera, Eulophidae.
AUGUCUAAAAUAUGUGAAACUGAAAUCUUUUGGACUUGGAAAUAUGAUGAUACUAUCAUCUCGUAUCUCAACCUUAUUUGCGAGCGCUAUGAUGUCCGUGAUCAAAAUAGUCUAAUAGCAACUCAUGGCCGAAAUCUAGGAACAUUUUUAACUAUAAUGAAAAGACUCAACCCAUCAAUUAGUGAUAUGGCAUCUUGUAUAGAUUCAUCUAACUGGAAUGAUACAGUUGCAGCCAUUAGAAUUAUUGCAGGAUUUGAUAAAAAAAAAAGAUAUUUUGAAUCCCCUUCUACAGCUCAACUUAUAGGACUGCUCCUAAAAAAUAUAAUAAAUGUAUUAAAAUCUCAAUACAACCAAACAAAAAAUAAAAUUGGUUAUCGCCGUGUACUUUCUUUUUUAGUAGAAUUUGAAACCCAUUGGCUUCCCAUGAUUGGGAGCAAAAUUGUGUCUAGUCAAAACAAUAGAAGAAAAAAUCACGAGGGAAAAACUGUUGAAGAAAUUACGCCUAAUGAUAAGAAUCUUAUAGUAGAAUUUUUAUCUCGCAGACGAGAUAUUCUUUUUGAUAAAGCACGUCAAAAAUUCAAUGAUCAAAUUUUCACUCAAUUAACAUCAGUGGAAAUGAUAUAUGUGCAGUGUUUGAACGGGCGAAGACCGGGAGAAAAUAGCCGCACUUCAUUAAAUGAUUAUAAGAAUAGAACCAUCACCGAUCAAACUAGUCUACACUUCAAAGGUCUUUCGAAUGAGAACAAAAAACAAGCUUUAAAAUUUUCUGUGAUGAACCUUACUGGUAAAAAAACUGAAGGGCUCGAUGGUCGCGUAUAUCUAGACACAAAGGACAAAAAAAUAAUAGAUUUGAUCGUAAAAAACAGAACUAAAUUCGGCGUGUGUCCCAAGAACCAGUACUUAUAUGUAACUCCAAACAUGAAGGAAAAUGAGCAUUUGAAUGGGCACGAAGUAAUGAAGAAGUUAGUUAAUUUGUGUCAUAGAACUUAUAAGACAUUUGAGCAAAUUUCAAACGUUACGGCUACUGGAUUUAGAAAAUUCAUUGCUACCCAAUACAAAAGGCAAACCAAUGGACAACACUCAAAGCUGCUUAUUAGACAUUUAUUUCACACUGAGCAAACUCACAAUAAAUAUUACAGAGGAGUCCUUCCCCAGAAAUCUGUAGCGGUUACACAUAUCUUAGAAGAUAUCAUUUUAAAGAGAACAGAAAUACAGGUUGAUCAAGAUGAGGAGAUAGACACUAACUCUGUAGAAUCAAGUCAAUUUGGCUUUUCAGAAAAUAAACAGCAAACAAAAGCUAAAUCGGUGAGCCGAAGAUCAUGGAGUGACGAAGAUAAAGCCGAUUUUGAAAUUGGUUUCAGUCAGGAAUUGAAAGAUGGCAGGUAUCCUACAUAA